Messenger RNA from Pseudovirgaria hyperparasitica, 1242 nucleotides. RefSeq lists its product as uncharacterized. Gene Ontology annotation, molecular function: 8-oxo-7,8-dihydroguanine DNA N-glycosylase activity; damaged DNA binding. Gene Ontology annotation, cellular component: nucleus. Lineage: Eukaryota; Fungi; Ascomycota; Dothideomycetes; Acrospermales; Acrospermaceae. The transcript is spliced from 2 exons. The coding region runs from base 1 to 1242 and encodes 413 amino acids. Gene Ontology annotation, biological process: base-excision repair; nucleotide-excision repair; base-excision repair, AP site formation. The record is from RefSeq and is a predicted model, not a curated record.
AUGGGCAAUUUUCGCAUCACAGAGUGGCAGAAGCUGCCGGUCAGUUUGUCAGAGCUCUGCAUCAAUACAACCCUACGAUGUGGCCAAUCGUUCAGAUGGCGCAAAUCGGCCGAUGAUGAAUGGUCAUGUACGCUGCAUGGUCGCAUACUGUCCCUCCGUCAAGACCCCGAGUAUCUUCACUACCGAGCCAUUUUUCCUGCCGCUGCUCUCGCUCCUCCUACACCUCCCUACUCGCAUGCGGCUUCGGUAGCAGAGUCUACAGUGGAGGAGGAUGAUACUUUGAAGCUGUUAAAGCAUUAUUUGAACCUCGAACCAAAUCUUACGCAAUUAUAUGAGCAAUGGGCUUCGGCAGAUUCAAAUUUCAAGAAGAAGGCGCCAAAGUUCACGGGAGUACGGAUACUGAAACAAGAUGCUUGGGAGGCUCUGGUAGGAUUUAUUUGCAGUAGCAAUAACAACAUCGCGAGGAUAUCGCAGAUGGUGGAGAAGUUGUGCCUAAAUUAUGGGCCGCUAAUUGGACAUAUCGGUACUCAAGCUUACCACGACUUCCCACCCCCCGAAGCGCUUGUCGGACCGAAAGUCGAACAACACUUGCGAGAUCUAGGUUUUGGCUACAGGGCAAAGUAUCUGCAUCGAACAGCACAGAUUGUGGCUAAAGAGAAGGAACUUGGCUGGUUGGACAGCCUCAGAAACCCAGAAAGCGCCAAAUCAUUUAAGGGAAAGCAGUCCACCGGAGAGCUGGUGGAAGGGGGAAGAGAAGGAUACCGGCAUGCACACGAACAGCUUUUGGAGCUCCAAGGCGUUGGGCCCAAAGUUGCAGAUUGCGUCUGUUUGAUGGGACUGGGUUGGGGCGAAGCAGUACCUGUUGACACACACGUCUGGCAGAUAGCCCAGCGGGAUUACAAAUUUGGAAAGGGGAAGCAUAGUAGCCUGACUAAGGCUACAUAUGACGCCGUUGCGAAUCGCUUCCGGCAACUCUGGGGCAGAGAAGCAGGCUGGGCACACUCGGUGCUCUUUACUGCCGAUCUCAGGGCGUUCUCGGAGAGGCUUGUCGCUAAAGUGGAGGUGAAAGAUGAGGCAGAGAUAAUCAAGGGUGAAGCAGAUGGGAAGAUCAAAAUCGAAGACAUUGAAACAACUACAGUGGCUGAAAAGAAAUUAAAAAGAUCCCUCGAGCCUGAAGAGCACCAGGUUAUAAAGUUGGAAGAGGUGGAAGUCAAGAGAUCCAGACGAAGCAGGGUUAGAUGA